Messenger RNA from Suncus etruscus (white-toothed pygmy shrew), 2647 nucleotides. RefSeq names its product prominin 2 (gene PROM2). Gene Ontology annotation, cellular component: prominosome; cell surface; apical plasma membrane. The coding region runs from base 137 to 2641 and encodes 834 amino acids. Gene Ontology annotation, molecular function: cholesterol binding. Lineage: Eukaryota; Metazoa; Chordata; Mammalia; Eulipotyphla; Soricidae. The record is from RefSeq and is a predicted model, not a curated record. The transcript is spliced from 23 exons.
CCCAACCUGUCGGGCCGGUUUUGAGUGGCUGGAAGGCGGUGCUGAAGGAUGCACUACCGGGCCGGUGCUGGAUCUGCGCUUUUGGUGGUCUGAGCCUGGUUCCUCCCGCCCCCAAACCCGCCUGCCCGCCGACCCCAUGCCGUGCGCGCCAGGCCUCUUGGCGCCCUUGUUGGGCCUGGCCCUGGGCUUGACCCUGAGCCUGCCUGGAGCUGGAGCCGCUGCAGAUUGCGGGUCCUUGGGCCCUGCUGAGCGCCUGCCCUUCAGCUCCGUGGCCCGGGCUCGGUGGCUGGCACCCCGAGUCCGUGCGUCGGGACCCCUGGACGUGCUCUACAGUUCGGCGCGCGGUUUCCUUGGCAUAGUGCAGCGGAAUCCCUUCCCAGCCGAGCUGGUGAAGUUGAUGCUGAAUAAGCCGGAGUCUGUAAAGGAGGAUGAGGUAUUGCGGUACCAGGCUGGCUACGUGGCAUGUGCGGCCAUCGCCAUCCUUUACCUGUUGGCGAUGCCCAGUGCGGGGCUGUGUUUCUGCUGCUGCCGCUGCCGCCGCCACUGCGGGGGGCGCGUGAAGUCGGAGCAUAAGGCCUUGGCACGCGAGCGUGGGGCCCUGGGGACCUUCUUGCUGCUGACCACCCUGGUGCUGCUGGUCGGCGUCGCCUGCGCCUUUGCCACAAACCAGCGCGUGCACCAAUACACGGGCCCCAGCCUGGAGGCUGUGCCUGAGACUCUGCUCAGCCUCCGCGGCCUGGUCUCUGAUGUCCCCCAGGAACUGCAAGCGGUAGCAGAGCAGUUUUCCUUGCCCCAGAAGCGUAUCCUGGAGGACCUGGAUGGUAUUGGCCUGAACAUUGGCACCUCCAUCCAUGCCCAGCUCAGGAGCACUGUGGAGCAGACACUGACCUCAGUGCAGAAUGUGGGCAAAGCCCUGCAGGUGUCUGUGGAUCACCUCCGGGUGCUGAACACUACCUUGGAAGAGCUGCGACAGGGCCAGAGUGUCCUGAAGCCGACUGUGCAGGAGUUCCAGGAGCAGCUACUGGCCUUGCUUCAGGAACCCCGCUGCCAGGGCUGUGAAGGGGCCCUGAGUCAGGCCCACGCCCUGGAGCUAGGAGCAGACUUCAACCAGGUACCCACCGUGGAUGAUGCCCUCCACCGACUCCAGGGUGUUCCCAAGGCCAACUUCUCCGCCAUGGUAGAGGAAGAGAACAGUACCUUCAAUGCCCUCCCGCUCCUGACAGCCCUCCAUAUGGUUGAUCGAGUCCAAGAGCUGAAGAAGGUGGUGAAGGAGCAACCUGAAGGGCUGAACUUUCUGGCUGAGGGCUUCCCAGGCUGGGAUGCCUCCACUCGCUGGAGCCAAGCACUGGAGGACGUGGAGCAGCGGAGCCGUCCCUACCUGAAGGAGGUUGAGAGAUACGAGAGAUACAGGUGGAUCCUGGGCUGUGUGCUAUGCUCCGUGGUCCUGCUUGUGGUCGUGUGUAACCUGCUGGGCCUCAGCCUGGGCAUCUGGGGGCUAUCAGCCAGGGAGGAUCCCAGUCACGUGGAAGCCAGGGGCGAGGCUGGAGCCCGAUUUCUUCUGGUGGGCGUGGGCCUCAGCUUUUUCUUCGCAGCACCCCUCAUCCUGCUGGUUUUAAUUACCUUCCUUGUGGGAGGCAAUGUUCAGACACUGCUGUGCCGCAGCUGGGAGAGUGGGGAGCUCUAUGAGUUUGCAGACACACCAGGAAAUUUGCCCCCAUCCAUGAACUUGACCCACCUUCUUGGCCUGAAAAAGAACAUCAGCAUUCUCCUGGCCUACGAGCAGUGCCGGGAAGGGGCUGCUCUCUGGAAGGUUCUACAGCUCAAUGACUCCUAUGACUUGGAGAAGCACCUGGAUAUCAGCCAGUACACCACCAAACUGAAGCAGGACUUACAAAACCUCAAGUUGGACAGUCAGAAACUGGAUGUGCUGAGCCCAGAUGCCCGCCAGGACCUAAAGGCCCUGCACGACAGUGGGAUUGAGAAAAUCCAGUACCCCCGUUUCCAUGGCCAACUCCAGAAGCCAGUGGUGAACACAGAUGUGGUGAAGCUGGCCCAGGAGCUGGACAGACUGGCACAGGCUCAGAGAGACAGAGAUCUGCAGGAGCAGCUGCAGAAAAAGGCACAAGGUCUAAGACACCUCCACCAACAGAAAGUCCUCUCUCAGCAGAGCCUCAUGGUCAAGCUCAACCUCAGUGUCACUGCCCUGGAGUUCUCUGCCCCCCUUCUCCAGGAAAAGGCUGCACAGGUGCUGGACAUGGCCACUCAUCUCUCAAAAGAACUGCCUGCUUGGACUAACCGGAUCGUGAAGAGUGAAAGUGAAUGUUUCCUAGCCCGAGAAGCAAGCUACUUAUCACAGUACCUGGACUGGGUGAGAGAGGAGGUGACUCAGCACAUUGCCACCUGCCAGCCCCUGUCUGGGGCUCUGGACAACGGCCGUGUGAUUGUCUGUGACAUGUUGGCUGCUCCCUGGAAUGCCUUCUGGUUCUGCCUGGCCUGGUGCACCUUCUUCCUGAUCCCCAGCAUCAUCUUCGCUGUCAAGACCUCCAAAUACUUCCGGCCCAUCCGCAAACGGCUCAGCUCCACCAGCUCAGAAGAGACGCAGCUCUUCCAUAUUCCCCGUGUCACCUCUCUGAAGCUAUAGACCUCA